CCAAAACCAAACCAACGGCUGUGUAUCACAGCAAAAAUGGUAGCAGGUAAAAUUUCAGCAUUUUCUUGAAAUUAACAGAGAAAAAAUGGCAGAAUCAGAGAGAAAAUAUAAUAAUAAAAACUCAGUCUUUGGGAAAAUUGCCAUGUGGUGAGCUCAGAGAUGUGCACAUGGCUUUUCCCUCAUUUCCAGGCUCGAUGAAACUAUGACCCAAAAGAGGGAAAUUUAACUUGGGGUAGGUUUUGUUUUGGGUUUUUCUAGAGAAUCACUUGCAGAUGAACACCACCACUUACAAAACCAUGCCCAUAUCGCCAUAACAAUGGAGCUACAACCCAAUUGGGGACUGUUUGUUUCCUGAGAAAAUUUCUGUUUCUCAAUAAAGGUUCAGCCUUUUUCUUUAUCUCCAUCUCUUCUACUGUUUUUGCGAGCCUUUGAGAGAGAAAAGUUUGACCUUUUUUUCUUUUCACUGUUUUUCAAAACAAUUGAUUGCCUUGGCCCUUUUCUUUUCUCUUUUUUGGGUGGCUAUGAAGUUGAAAAUCAGAGUUGAGGAUCAAAUGGCCACUCCUCCAUUGAGAAACCCAUUAUCAUGGUUCUCUGUUUUCUCCUUCCUUCUGCUCUGUUUGGGUUUUUUGGGCCUUAGAUUUUCUUCUAAUUUCCCACUUACCUCUACAAUUCUGAUUAUGUCUAUGCUUUACUUUGCAAUUUCCAAAAGAAAUUCCCUUCCGAUUCCGAUUCCGAUUCCGAUUGAGAAAUUUGUAGAAGAAGAAGAAGAAGAAGCAGAAGCAGAAGUGAGCUUCGAUUCCGACCAGAAAUUCUCGUCGGCGUCAGCUCCGACCGGCGAUUUGCUGUCGGAAAGUGAGUGUGCAGAUGAUAAUUUCACAACAACCGAGGAAUCUGAAGUGGAGUGGCCGUUUUCCGACCGGACGACAGCCCAUAACCCGGACCGUUCCGACGGUUCGAUUUCCGACGAGGAAAGUCUGAUCGAAAUCGCUCUCCCGACCGGACAUUACGUCAGCCACAAAUUCGACGACGACGAGGAAGACGAAGACGAAGACGACAUGUCGUUCCACUUGCAGAAACUAUCGGAUUUCCAGAAACAGAAGAAUCUGGUGGAGCUGUUGGCAGAAAUUAACGACAUCAACGAGGAGGAGAAUUUGAUUGAGAUCGACAUUUCCAUGGGCUCCAUUAAAUACUCAAGGUUCGAAAUUGAAGCUUAAAAUAACCAAAAUUAAAAUAAAGGAGUAAUUUUGGAGAUUUACUGUAAAUGGGUUUUGUUCUUUUGUUAUCUAAAUUAAUUAGGUUUAUUUUUGUGGGUUUCGUGUUGUUUAUCACUGUGUUACAGUUUUUUUCUAAUGCAAUCUAUGAAGGGAAAAAAUUAUAAGGAAAAAAAAAAAAAAUCUGGGUUCCUUCUGUCACAAA
Molecule: messenger RNA, 1416 nt
Organism: Momordica charantia (bitter melon)
Lineage: Eukaryota; Viridiplantae; Streptophyta; Magnoliopsida; Cucurbitales; Cucurbitaceae
Source: RefSeq, a predicted model, not a curated record